Molecule: messenger RNA, 1716 nt
Organism: Penicillium atrosanguineum
Lineage: Eukaryota; Fungi; Ascomycota; Eurotiomycetes; Eurotiales; Aspergillaceae
Product: Zn(II)2Cys6 transcription factor domain-containing protein
Exons: 2
Coding region: 1-1716 (571 amino acids)
Biological process (GO): regulation of DNA-templated transcription
Molecular function (GO): zinc ion binding; DNA-binding transcription factor activity, RNA polymerase II-specific
Source: RefSeq, a predicted model, not a curated record
AUGGGCUUUGAUCACGAUACCCAAGUCAGUCGUCGGUUAGGCGCUUCGAAAUCCCGGGCUGGGUGCAAAACCUGCAAGAUUCGAAGAGUGAAGUGCGACGAGAUCAAGCCAUGCUGUCGUCGCUGCUCGAGCACGGGACGACAUUGCCAAUAUGAGGGUGCAAGAUACCCCGCAGCUCCAUCCACGCCCUCGCCUACGGGACUAAUAUUAAGCCGCAACCUGUCACAGUCACCCAAUUCAGGACAACGAGAACGUCGUGCAUUUGAAUACUACUUUCAACACGCAGCUCAUUAUUUGUCUGGUGGCUUGGGGGUUAAUUUCUGGACACUGGUUGUUCCACAAAUUUGCCGCAGCGAGCCAGCUGUAUGGGAUGCUAUGAUUGCAAUAAGUGCCCUAUACGAAUAUCCAGAUCAGUGUUUGGACUUUCACUUUUUAAGAAAGCAAUAUGACCAAACACAGUCGAUGAACCGAAAUUCACGAGAGGCUUUAAACUGGUACUCACGCUCUAUGUCUAGUGUUCGUUCGCAGAUCGAACGUGGCAAUGCGGAUCCAUACAUUUCGCUGAUCAGCUGUGUGCUUUUUAUCUGCAUUGAGACGAUUCAAGGGCGUGUUGAAGAGGCACUACAACUAUACAGACAAGGUGUUCAACUGAUACUUGAUCUACGUGUUCAAGUUGCUCUUGAUCGAGUCUCCGUCUCCAAAGCUGCGCUCCUGGAACAUACCCUGAUCCCUCUUUUCUUACGUCUGGGCAACGUCUCUCUUACUGUCUCAGGCACCCAGCCAAGUGAACUGUAUCGGACUACUGAAAAGACGGUAAGCUCUAGCUUUUCGUCUGUUGACUCUGCAAGGGCUGCCAUCGUUCUGCUAUCUGCAGAAGCUAUGAUCUUUGAAGGGGAAUCAACCAUUUAUCUCAGAAGUGUUGAUGGAGACCAUGCUAUAAGCGCCGAUAUGAUUGAAAAGAAGAAGUCUCUUUCAGGCCGACUUUCUCGUUGGCUCGUUGGCUACACAAGUUUAUGUGACAGACUUCGCACAAAAUAUGCAAUCCCAACGGCAACGGAACCCAUUCUUCUGGCCUAUCAUGCUUCAGCCUCGAUCGUUGUUACGGGAUGCUUGACACAACUUCAAACUGUGUAUGAUGUUCAUUCUGCAGACUUUUCGCUUAUAAUUGAGCAAACAAGUCUAACUCUCAAUGCUUCAGCAGGGCCAGGUGGUUCCCAACCACCUUUUACCUUUGAAAUGGGAACUGGUAUACCAUUGGCUGUUACUGUGAUGAAAUGCCGCGAUCCAGUACUCCGUCGAAAGGCUUUGGCAUUACUGAAAAAGGCGCCUCCAGUGCAAGGAUUCUUCAAAUGCACCCCAGUAGCUCUGCUAGCAGAGAAUCUGAUGAAGCUGGAAGAGGGCUAUAGCCUGGACUCAAAAAAAGCGGCACAAUCUAGCUUGCCAAAUAUUUCCCCGGGUAGCAAUCAAUUUGCGAGUCUUGCAGUCUCGCAACACGAAGUUACCCCAAACAAUUCACCGUGUAUCCCGGAAGAAGCACGGAUAUCCGGAUAUGCUAUUUUCAAGCCUCGAAAUGGACUUCUUCCGGGUAUUAAAGAAGAACAUAUCACACGGUGGGGUCGCAGUUCCGAUCAUCUUUUUUUGCAAUUUACGAGAAAUCGUUUUGAUAAGGCUUCCGUCACAUGGAAAUCAUACUCCGAGUGCGUACCUUUGGGGUGA